This is a messenger RNA of Mya arenaria, 1782 nucleotides long. RefSeq lists its product as uncharacterized. The record is from RefSeq and is a predicted model, not a curated record. NCBI's taxonomy places the organism in Eukaryota, Metazoa, Mollusca, Bivalvia, Myida, Myidae. The coding region runs from base 1 to 1782 and encodes 593 amino acids. The transcript has 5 exons.
AUGCCAUCCCCACGUCUCGUCAUCACCUAUACCAUCUCCCAGUAUAAACACCCACUACACCAUCCCCACGUCUCGCCACCCACUGUACCACCCCCAGUCUCGUUUCCCACUAUACCAUUCCCCAGUUUCGUCACCCACUGUACCACCCCCCAGUCUCGACACCCACUUUUCAAUCCCCCAGUCUCGUCAUCCACUAUACCAUUCCCCAGUCUCGUCACCCACUAUACCAUUCCCCAGUCUCGUCACCCACUUUACCAUCCCCCAGUCUCAUCACCCACUAUACCAUCCCCAGUCUCGUCUUCAACUAUACCUACUCCCAUCUUGUCACCCAAUUUACCAUCCCCCAGUCUCAUCUCAUCACCCACUAUACCAUUCCCAGUUUCGUCACCCACUUUACCACCUCCCAGUAUCAACACCUACUUUACCAUCCCCACGCCUCGUCAACCACUAUACCAUUUCCACAGUCUCUCUCGUCAGCCACUACAUUAUUACCCGAGUCUCGUCACCCUCUAUACCAUCCCUCAGUCUCGUCACCCACUUCACCAUCCCCACAAUCUCGUCACCCACUAUAUCAUUCCCCCAGUCUCGUCACCCACUAUUCCAUUCAAACAGUCUCGUCACCCACUAUACCAUCCCAACAAUCUCGUCACCCACUAUAUCAUUCCCUCACUCUCGUCAACCACUAUACCAUUCUCCAGUCUCGUCACCCAUUUCUCCUCACCCACUAUACCAUUCCCCAGCAUCUUCACCCGCGAAACCAUUCUCCAGUCUCUUCGACAUCUAUACCAUUCCCCAGUCUCUUCACACACACAAUACCACCACCCUAGUCUCGUCACUCACUAUACCAUCCCCCCAGUCUCGUCACCCACUUUACCAUCCCCCAGUUUCUUCAACAACUAUACCAUUCCCAAGUCUCGUUUCCCACUUUACCAUUCACACAGUCUCGUCACCCACAAUACCACCACCCCAUUUUCGUCACCCACUUUGCCAUCCACAAUGUCUCUUUUCCCACUAUACCAUUCCCCAGUAUCGUCAGUCACUGUACCAAUCCACAGUCUUGCCACACACCAUAGCAUCCCCAAGAAUCGUCACCCACUAUACCAUUCCCAAGUCUCUUCACCCACUAUAUUCCCAACUCUCGUCACCCACUAUACCAACCCCCAAGUUUUUCCAGCCACUAAAUCAUUCCCCAGUCUCGUCGACCACUAUACCAUCCCCUUGUAUCGUCACACACUAUACCAUCCUCCAGUCGCAUUAUCCAAUUUACUAUUCCCCGAGUCUCGCCACCAACUAUACCAUUUACCCAGUCUCGUCAACCACUAUACCACCAUCAGUCUUUUCACCCACUUUACCGUCCACUAUCUCGUCACCCACUUUACAAUCCCCAAGUCUCGUCACCCACUAUACCAUUCCGACAAUCUCGUCACCAGCAAUACCAUCCCCCAGUCUAGUCACCCACUAUACAAUCCACCAUAUCUUGUCACCAACUAUACCAUUCACCCAGUCAGUAUUCUCUCAGCAACAAUCCUACAGAAUGCCCCGGAAUCCCCUGAAUGCCCCGUCAACCCCCGGAAUGCCCCCGCAAUACCUGAAAUGCUUCCGCAAUCCCCGAAGUACCACUGCAAUCCCCAAAAUGACCCUGCAUUCCCGAAACGCCAACUGCAAUCCCAAGAACGCUUCUACAAUCCCCGGAACGCCCUCGCAAUCCCAGGAAUGCCCCCGCGAUCCCCGGAAUGCCCACGCAAUCUCCGGAAUGCCCCAGCGAUCCCCGGAAUGCCCUAG